GAAGUAGGUACCCAAGCUUUGCUUCUACCUGCUCCCAACAAACACACAAAAACAGAAAACCCAAUUUCACAGAAUGUCAAGAAUCAAAUGGGAGCUUAGAAGGUAUCUGGUUUAACUCCUGAACUAGGGAGAGAACCUUUUCAAUGAGAUAUCUGACCAGAUUAGUUGUCUAGCUUUUUCCUUGAAGGCCUCCAUUGAGGCUCCAGAAGGCACCCAGUGAGAGAGAAAUAAUCACUUCUUUUGGCAGCCCAACCUAUUUCUGGUAACCCUAAUUGUUAUUUUCAUAAAAAAUCUAAAUUUUCUUGGAAUUUUCACUCAUUUGCUCCUAGCUCUCCUCUCCAGAGCUGAAAAACUUCCUUAGUUACUUGAAAGACAUGAAGACUGCUAGCAUCUUCCCCAAGUCUUAUCUUCAGGCCAAAAUGCCUCAGUCCCUUCAAAUAAUCUUUAUAUAAUCCUUCAACCAUUCUCCUCCAGACUCAACCUAGCUUAUCAUUGCCCUUUGGAAGCACAGAAUCCCUCAAUCUGGAGAGGAACUGGAGAUCAUCUUGUCCAACCUAUAUUUUAGUUAUUAGGAAUUGUUUGUACCAUCCCACUACCCCUGAUUGGCAAAUCAUAGAAUUUUCCUCUGCCUAUCUUUCUGUGGUGGGAGACAGGGGAUCUAGGACAGAUAGGAGGACAUCAAACAGAGCAAAGCUGAUGCUGUGAAAGGACAGCAUCUUCCUCAUCCAGUCCAGGAGAGAGCCCUGGCCCCAACUCCCAAAGUGAAAGGAGCCAACUAAGAAUCUUUAGCUGUGUCCAAAUGACUACAAACAAUUAUGCAGAGGCUAAGAAGGCAAAGGAGAAGAGAUUGGAGCUCAGUGAAGUUCAUCCAAGGAGCUUCCUCAAAAAAGGGGAGGUAUUGAAAGUGGCUAUGGUUUGCAGUUAAAAGUUGACCUACUUGAAAAGGGAAAUAUGGGGCAAGACCUGUUUGAGGAGUGUUUAGCUGGGGCUACAUGCAGCAGAACCCUAGUGGUGGGGAAACCAUUAAAACCCUGGGAACCUGGUUAUUGUGAUGUCUCCAUCCCAUUAUGACUCACCUUUCCCCCAUAACUGCUGGCUUCCAGAACAAAUUCAUAAUAAGGUGGGGGGGACCUGGGGGGUCCCCUGGGACCCCCCAUCAUGGGUGACCCUUUCCAACAAGGGACCCAUUCCUGUUCAGGUCGUGGUUCUGAAAAUUGCCAGAACUUGGGCGAAUAUAUCUUGGUAUUCCUGGGCCUCGUCAUCUUCAUCAACAUUGGACUCAAUGUGGUGACUCUGCUCCGGUGCCGCCUUAGGGGCUUUUUCAACCAAAUAUUCCAUAAGUUUUUUCAGGAAGAUAACAUGUUCAAGCUGGCCCCAGUUGUUCCUAAGAAACUGCUCAUCCACACGCCUCCAGCACUGAAGCAGACAUGGAGACCUGCUUAUCGGGAACCCCCUGUCUAUAGAAACUCUCCUGUGUGUCAGAAUCCUGCUGUCUGUUGGAAAUCUCCUAUCUGUCGGAACCAUUCUGUCUUUCCUAAUUCUGCUGCCCGUUGGAAUCCUGCAGUCUGUCAGAACCUUGCUCUCUCUGACCACUGCUCUAUGGACACUUUGACUCUUGAUGUGACCCCUCCAGGCUCUUGCUUUCAACACUCAGUUUUCUCAUCAGAACCUAAACAAUGUCUAGAUGACAGGCUUCCCAUUGGAGAUGACAAAGUUUCCCAUUCUCCAAGGCCUCAGGCACAAUGGGAAGAGUUAUCAGCUUGUCCCCCAUCUCCUGCAACCCAUUUGCAACAAUACCUGGGAAGACCAGCCAAGAGGGUGGAAGCAAAGUCCAGGAUGGAACUGAAAGCUUAUGUGUACCCCAGUAAGCUUUCAUCACAUAAUGCUGAGUCCCAGAGCUGCAGAGAGAAUACAGAAUCAGGCACGUAUGGAUAUUUCUCCCAGCUCUUCCACCAGGUUACAGUUAAACCUCUAAGUUACAAUUCUGUGCCCUCCACAAGCCAUGUGAUGUACAAUAGCUGGGAAAAGAAGAGGCAAGUAUGGAAAGAAAACAAGGGUGUUGACAGCUUGCCCCAUGCAUGCCCCCCAGACUCUCCUGAAAAGCCAAGCCAGGAAUGGGUAUACUACUCCAUGGAGUAGUGUCAUGGAGAAUAAUAAAAUGGAAAAAUAAGGGAUAGCUUGUAGUUGAUGUCUGGGAUGCCUUGAUCCUAGAUACCAAAGGCAGAUUUCCUGGUGAUAGAAUCUAAUACCCAUUCAAAGUUUAUGUGGUAUUUUAUGGCUUGAAAAGUGCUUUCUUUACACUAUACUAUGAGAAGGAGAUGGAGAAAGAUGAUUCUCCUUAUUUUACAGAUGAGGAAACUGAAGCUGAAUGGCUGAAAACAUUGAGUUGAUUUUGUCUAAGAUAAUAAAGCUAGUUAGUAGCAGAAUGAAUCUCAAACCUAUAUCUACUGACCCAAUUGUAUGUCUCUUCCUACUAAAUCAUGCUGCCUCAUACCAGUUUAAAAGAAGAGGAAGGGCAAUUAGAUGGCUCAAUGGAUAGAGAGCACCAGACCUAAAUUCAGG
Messenger RNA from Sarcophilus harrisii (Tasmanian devil), 2562 nucleotides. RefSeq names its product spermatid maturation 1 (gene SPEM1). The transcript is spliced from 3 exons. NCBI's taxonomy places the organism in Eukaryota, Metazoa, Chordata, Mammalia, Dasyuromorphia, Dasyuridae. The record is from RefSeq and is a predicted model, not a curated record. The coding region runs from base 1159 to 2139 and encodes 326 amino acids. Gene Ontology annotation, cellular component: cytoplasm. Gene Ontology annotation, biological process: sperm individualization; flagellated sperm motility.